AUGUCAGAGCUUCUCCAGCACCAGGCCCCUCUCACCACUGAGGAGCCACACAGUGGCAGUGAGAUUUCAGAGGAAUUUCUCAAUAGAAAAAGGCAUCACCAGUGGGGUGAAUAUGAAAAUGCUACCAGCCACAACCAGAAAGUUGUGCCUCAGAGUGUCUGCUCUGGAGAAGUGAAAAAUGAGUGUAACAAAUAUGGAAAAAUUUUUAGAGGAGUCUCUAACCUUAUUCGACAUAGGAAAGUUCACACUGGAGAAAAGCCAUAUGAGUGUAGUGAUUGUGGGAAGUCAUUCAGGCAAACCUCUGUUCUUAAUCUACACCAGAGAGUUCACACUGGGGAAAAGCCAUAUGUGUGUACUGAGUGUGGCAAGACUUUCAGUCAUAGGCACAGCAUCAUAAAGCACCAGAGAGUUCACAAAAGAGAAAAACCUUGUGAGUGUAGUGAAUGUGGAAAGUCCUUCAGACAAAGGCAUUCCCUCGCUGAACACCAGAAAGUUCACACAGGAGAAAAACCUUAUAAGUGUAGUGAAUGUGGAAAGUCCUUCAGACAAAGUUCUCACCUCACUGUACACCAGAGAGUUCACACAGGAGAAAAACCUUAUGCGUGUAGUGAAUGUGGAAAGUCCUUCAGACAAAGGAGUUCCUUCACUGAACACCAGAGAGUUCACACUGGAGAAAGACCUUAUGAGUGCAGUGAAUGUGGGAAAUCCUUCAGUCAUAGGCGUUGCUUCACUGAACACCAGAGAGUUCACACAGGAGAAAAACCUUAUGAGUGUAGUGAAUGUGGAAAGUCCUUCAGACAAAGGAGUGCCUUCACUGAACACCAGAGAGUUCACACAGGAGAAAAACCUUAUGAGUGUAGUGAAUGUGGAAAGUCCUUCAGACAAAGGCGUCCUCUCACUGAACAUCAGAGAGUUCACACAGGAGAAAAGCCUUAUGAGUGCAGUGAAUGUGGAAAGUCCUUCAGACAAAGGUGUCACCUCACUGAACACCAGAGAGUUCACUCUGGAGAAAAACCUUAUGAGUGCAUUGAAUGUGGGAAAUCAUUUAGAAGCAGUAGUCACCUUUUUUACCACAAGAUAGUUCACACAGGAGAAAGGCUCAUGCGUGUAAUGAAUGUGGGAAAUCUUUUCGCAGCAAACCUAGCCUCCUCAGGCACCUGAUUGUUCACAGUGGAGAAAAGCUUUAAAUGUGCACCGAAUACUUUCUUUUUCUCAUUGACAAUAACAACACUGAAGAGGUCUCUUUGAUACACAUUUAACUCAAUAUAAACGCAUUUUAUCACAACAUACACUCUGCUAGAUUCCUCAUAAAGUUUCAAGCACAAGUGGUGCUUUAAAUAACUGCAUUGCCCUUGCUAAGCUGCUCAGGCCUACUCCCCGAUGGAUAUCACUGGGAGUAUUUCUGGCUGAGGCGAUUUCACCUCCACCACCUGGCUCACCUGAACAGUGUGCGUCAGUCAGUCACAACCCCUGCGUGGUCAGGGAGAAUGCAUGUUGUGUUCUCACUUCUGCCUGAGGAAACUGGGAUUACUCCCAGCUCUUGGCAGGAUCUUCAUUCCUUUCUGACUAGGAAAUGGGAGUUGAUGGAGGGUUCACCCAGCACACCCGACCUCAGCUAAGGAGAGCUACCUCUUUCGGGCACAUCAUGGCUCUCAUAUUAUGCUGUGAUGAAGUGUUUCAGGUUCCAAUUCACCAACCUGCAAACCCAUUUAAUUUUCUAACACGCCUCUGGAUUAUGACCUUGUCGUAAAGGUGUUUUUGCUCAUGUGCCUUUCAUUUUGUUGGUCCCAUUCAUUGCGUGGCUUGAUUCGAAAGCACGGUUGGGAUCUGUCAGCAUGUACAGGUGAACAAAUAUUGUGGGAAUCCCACCCUUCUGUGCUGUGCUUCAGAAGGCCAAGACGGAGUCAGAACAUCACUUUGUCCACUAUUCACGUUUACUGCAGUGCUGCCCGAGACCUCGAACGGAAGACUGCAUGCCAUUGUGGAUCUCAUUCGCAGCCUGGUGUCUCCUAUGAUUGAGGUCCAGGGUCAUCCUACCGGUGGGGGCGGGGGGCUUUGUUGUCCUUCUGUGAACAAUGUGAAUUAUAUUCUCUGCUCACAGUAGGUAUUCCAUACCGCCAAGGUGCCCUGUGCCGUUAGGAAGGACAUUUCCUAGGCUGGUGUCGCUUGUAUUAAGACUCUGAGGGUUAGGUUGAACGACAGCGGGGUCAGAAACCCUGUAUUCCUAGUGAGUGGGAAAGGGUGCGGUGGGCUAAGUGAACAGCGCCUCUUCUGAACGUUACCACAAACGAUCGAGGACACGUGACUCGUGUGGUCGUUGUGUACAGGCGUUCUCAGUUCCUCCACCACUGCUUCCUGGGGCUGACGUCAUUUUUAGAGGAAACAGUCUAAAGAUCUGUGUCGUCCUCGGGCCCCUCUAGGGUGUUCACCUCAAGGUUUGCUCAACAGGCAGGACCUCAAAACUAGAGGAAGGAUGAGCCUGUGGUCAGCCCCAGGAUGAGGCUUUGUGACCCCGUCAGCAUUCCUGUCGGUUCCGAUGGCCGUGGUCUUCCCUGCUCACCAACAUGUGCUGCCACUGAGGCAAGGCUGGUGCUCCCAGGAAAUUAGGAGAGAGAUGGGAGAGCCCAUACAGGGUUGACAUUUUAAUUUUCUAACAGGACAGGGAUAUCUAGGCCUUUAUUUGGAAGCACAUUUUAAGGUUUGAUUUAGGUAUAUUUACAACUGACAUGCAACAAAAUGCACUUUUCUAACGUGUACUAUUUGGUGAGCUGGGACAUUUGGAUCAAGCUCUAAAAUGGUCACAUGUGAAAUAAACUUAUCUCUCUCCCAUAUACAGGUUAGGGCAAAACCAGGCAUAUAGAUGUGAAUAUGCAAAACACAGAGUUUUCUCUCUAUUUUUCUAAAUAAGUAUUUUAUAUAUUUAAAAAUAUUUUAACAGAUUUUCACAAAGAGGAGGAAAGAGAAAAAGAGAGAGAGGAAGCAUGAAAUGGUGAUAUUAGAAAAAAACAUCAAAACACCUGCCCCCUGCACGCCACCUACAGGGCAUCCAGGCAGGCAUGUGCCCUGAGCUGGAAUGGAACCUUUCCAUUGAGGGCAAGGGUGGUGCCCAACCCACUGAGGCACACUGGCCAGGGGAGAGUUUAUUCCUGUAUUUUUAUUUUUAAAUUAUUGUAGUGAUUUCCCUACCCACCGUUCUAAACCUACCUUUGCCACACCCUGUAUUUACCGCCUGCCCUUUUGUCUCUCUGCCUCCCCAGCCCUAACUGCAGUCAUUGAUUUUCCUUCCUUUACAAGAUUAGUUCAUAUUUUUCGUAAUUUCAUAAGUACUACAAGAAGUAUACUCUUUAACAAAUAUUGCUUUCUUUCAUGCUCCACCGUUAUUUUGAGAUUCAACACAAAUGCUUAUGUGAAUAGUUAAUUUUUUUUAUAGCAGAGGUGGAGAUUUAUUGAAGAACAAGGACAGACUCCCAUGGAGGGAGAGGGAAGAGUCCCACAGAAUGGACUGCCACCUGGGGAGGGGAGAAGGUGCCCAAUAGUUAUUAUUUUUGUCGCUGUGUCACACUGUGUCCUGGGAAUAAACACUCUAUCUGCUCA
Messenger RNA from Eptesicus fuscus (big brown bat), 3594 nucleotides. RefSeq names its product zinc finger protein 501-like. Gene Ontology annotation, biological process: regulation of transcription by RNA polymerase II. Lineage: Eukaryota; Metazoa; Chordata; Mammalia; Chiroptera; Vespertilionidae. Gene Ontology annotation, molecular function: DNA-binding transcription factor activity, RNA polymerase II-specific; RNA polymerase II transcription regulatory region sequence-specific DNA binding. The record is from RefSeq and is a predicted model, not a curated record. Gene Ontology annotation, cellular component: nucleus.